AUGGAGCCCAGCGAUCCGUCGGGACGGCUGACCGUGGAGGAUCUGUCCGAUUGCAGAAGCGAGUCCAGUCACUCGGAAACCCAACUGCGAGCAUUUCAAGACUACGAAAGAGUCAAAGAGCUGAAUUUAUCGGUGGAUAAAUCAAAGGAGGAUAACGUGGAACCGAAAGACUUUCAUUUAGGAUUAGAACCCGGAAGGAUCCACUUCGAGGAGUUCGAGAACCCUACGAGGAAUUUACAAAUGGCUCUGAACAAGAGCAAAAACUUUGGAUAUACGGCGGGUAAUUUGAACGAGAUGACCUAUCCCCUGGACAGAUCGAACGAGAACGACGAAUCAUUGGAUGCGGGCAGCCUCUGCAGGUCUAAGAAUCCCACGGCCAAGGAUCUUUUGUUCAAUCUUCGAGAGGGACGCGAAAAGAACGCUCAUGCUGCGUUGUCAUUGGACAGGUACGGUAAGGAUUUGAAUUUCGCGGUGACUGAGAAAGACAUCAAAGAGUUCGGGCUCCUGAAGAAUUACAGUCUCGACCGGAUGAAGGAAUUCAAUCUGUCGUUGGACCGUAUGAGAGACAGUCAGAUCGGUAAUUUCGCUCUCGAGAGACUUCGCGGCGGUGCGACCGGUCUGCUGGAGAAUCCACCGAUUUUGGAGCACAACGAGUUCAAAAAUAUCCAAGUGCAACCGAGGAACCAGAACCUCGAGGCGAUCGCCCUGGAACGGAUGAGACGGUCUCAUUUAUUGGGCACCGAUUUGUCCGCACAGAAUCUGACCUCCCAACUGUCCCAUCCGCAUUCCAUCACGCAAAUGCAACACUCGCAGCAGCAGCAACAACAACAAGCGAAAUCGUUCACUAUCGACGCUAUUCUGGGACUGAGGAACAAUCCCAGGGAGAAACGAGGACAGCAGCAACAGUACAAGAAACAUCAGGGCCAGGAAGGCGGCACGAAGAACGGAGGUUCGAGCUCGUGUUCCGGCGGCGGUGGCAAGCUGAAGAGGGUGCGAACGAUUUUCACCGCGGAACAAUUGGAACGGCUGGAGGGCGAAUUUGCGCGUCAACAAUACAUGGUCGGCCCGGAGAGGCUAUACCUGGCGCACGCACUCAGAUUGACAGAGGCCCAGGUGAAGGUCUGGUUCCAGAAUCGACGGAUCAAGUGGCGGAAACACCAUCACGAGCAACAGAGUCAGAGGGUGCACGAAUUCCAGCGUACGCUGACCUCGUCGCUGGAGCACGAGGACAGCAACGAGACCGACAAAUGGUGA
Molecule: messenger RNA, 1254 nt
Organism: Dufourea novaeangliae
Lineage: Eukaryota; Metazoa; Arthropoda; Insecta; Hymenoptera; Halictidae
Exons: 2
Coding region: 1-1254 (417 amino acids)
Biological process (GO): neuron differentiation; regulation of DNA-templated transcription; central nervous system development
Molecular function (GO): DNA-binding transcription factor activity, RNA polymerase II-specific; DNA binding
Source: RefSeq, a predicted model, not a curated record